This is a messenger RNA of Lolium perenne, 2756 nucleotides long. RefSeq lists its product as uncharacterized. The record is from RefSeq and is a predicted model, not a curated record. NCBI's taxonomy places the organism in Eukaryota, Viridiplantae, Streptophyta, Magnoliopsida, Poales, Poaceae.
GUGCCUGAACCAGCCCGCACGUUCUAGAUAGCUCUUGACUGACUCGGUAUGGCGCCGGCCAAAUUUGAAUCCAGUUUGCCUGCGGAACUCCCGGACACCAUACACAGCCAGCGCGCCAAAGCUAGCAUCUCCAUCCCCUCCACCUAUUCUCUACACCCUGCUACGGUUGCAUCUUCUUGCUUUGCUUUCGCCUGCAUCUAGCCUGUGGGAUCUACGGGUGGGAGCUGAAGUGCAUAGGCAACAGAUUUGGGUUUUGCAACUUCAGAAGACCAGCCUCGGCGUCCCGCAUGACUCUGUGUCAACAUUCCGGCCUGAAUAUCAGCUCAUUUGCUUCACAUUUAUCAGUGUCAGAUGUACCGAUGAAUCCUGCACAGCGUAAGCGCUAUCGUGACCGGGAUAGAUACUUGGGAAUGACACCAAUUCAAAGAGAAGCUUAUUUACAGAGGAAUCGUGAGUACAAACGAGCUAAACGAGAUAACAAUGCAAGUGGUAGUAGUGCACAGUUCAUAACUGGGCAAACAAAUAUCCAGUCAAAUAUGUGCCACCCAGAUAAUGGAACUUGUGGCACAGUUAGUCAGUCUGGAGUAUAUGCAUCUUCUACUUCUCUUGAAUAUCAAGAUGCAGAUAUUGCAUUGAAAAAUAGCAGUCAACGUAAGCGGCAACGUGGCACUAGCUGGUACUCACACUUGACACCAGAACAAAGAGAAGCAUACUUGCAAAGGAAUCGUGAGUAUAAGAACAGAAGAAAGUCUCAGUUAGCAGGUUGUAGUAAUCCACACGAUAAGACUGAUUGGGUAGGUUGCAGUAAUAGAAAAAAAUAGAGCUGGACAAAGUGACAGCUUACUUAGUCAACAUACUUAUAUGGAAGUUCAUGACCAUAUGGUUUCUGAAUCUGAAGAUGCAAUCUACGUCCCAAUGAAUAUUUUUCCUGCUAACCAAGGUAAUAUCAGUGAAAAUGGAGAUGACAUGACAGUUGAAUAUGGGCAAACCCAGGAUAUGCUUGAAGGCGAUGAUGAAGAUGAUGAGAGCUAUAUAUUAUGUGGACGAGGUUCUGAAUAUGCGUCCUAUCAAGAACCAAGCCGUGCAAUUCGUGAAACACAAGCUGAUCCAUAUGAUCACAUAUAUCAGAAUUUACCAAGUGGUAAUCAUGUCUUGGAGGCAGUACCUAAUUGCAACCAUUGCGGCGCAAAAAGGUUUCAGUAUGAGAAACCAACAUUUUGUUGUAUGGGAGGCAGAGUCACGAUAGUAACUCCAAGUGUUCCUGACGAACUGCGUCGAUUGUACACAAGUCAAGAUCCAGAAGCUAAGUUUUUCCAAGAUAAUAUACGGUACUUCAAUUCACACUUUUCGUUUACCUCUCUUGGUGUUAUGUUAGACCAGCGAUAUUGCAAUAAAAGGUCUGGAGUUUACACUUUCCGUGCACAAGGUCAAAUGUAUCAUGGAAUUGACCAAUUGGUUCCAACGGGGGAUGGCCCCAAACAUCUACAACUAUACUUUUAUGACACUGAUCUGGACUUGCAACAUAGAUUCCGACACUCCCCUAAUCUUGAUAGAGUUCUAAUCAGAAAGUUGACGCACAUACUUUCACAUAGUAAUCCUUAUGCCCAAGCAUUUCAAAGCCUUGGUUCAGUCUCAAAUCUCGAUGAAUAUCGAAUUGAGCUUAACACAGACAUUUGUUUAGAUCAACGAGUAUAUAAUGCACCCACUACGUCACAAGUAGCAGCAAUCUGGGUAGAGGGAAAUAAUCCACAAGGUCACUUUGAGAGGAGUAUAAUUGUAUAUGGUAAAUCAGAUAAGCCACAAUACAUAAAAGCAUACCAAGGUUGCUACGAUCCACUGUCAUACCCACUUUUCUUCCCGAAUGGGGAAGUUGGUUGGAACCUGAAUAUACCGAAAGUUGGAAAAAAUGCAACUCUUAAUAGCCAUCAAGUAAAUGACCUCGAUGAAGAAGGUAAAUAGUUAUAUAUUUUGAGGGUGUAGUCAUUUCUAUUUUUUUUUCAUAAUUUAAUGUAAACAUUUUGCGUUGUAUAGGGCAAGAGUACAACUCCGGUUCUUGUGUUUCACCAAGGGAAUAUUAUUGUUUCAAAUUGCAAAUUCGAGACAGAGAAUUUAAUGUCUUACUUUUUGGAAAACGACUCACUCAACAAUACAUUGUUGAUAUGUACAUAAAGAUUGAAUCAAUAAGAUUGGCAUUCUACUUAAAACCAUCAAAUCAAAUUCUCAUACGAGCAGAUCUGUAUCAAGGGUUGGUUGAUAGUGUUGUUGCUGGUGAGACCCGUGCAUGCAUGAUUGGAAGGCGCAUUGUACUCCCUCCCUCUUUCAUUGGGGGUCCGAGGGACAUGCGUCGAAGGUAUUUGGAUGCUAUGGCCUUGGUGCAGCGGUUUGGGAAACCAGAUUUAUUUCUAACGAUGACAUGCAACCCAAAUUGGGAAGAGAUAAUAAAAGAGCUCGCACCCGGCCAAUCGGCGCAAGAUCGACCAGACUUGGUAGCACGGGUCUUUAAGGCAAAAUUAGAGGAUCUGAAGAAGCUUAUAUUUAAGAAGAAAUUCUUUGGGGAAGUUGCUGCUCACGUGUAUGUGAUUGAAUUUCAAAAAAGGGGACUUCCCCAUGCACAUUUCUUGAUAAUUCUGAAGUCAAAUUACAAAAUAAACAACCCUGACCAGUAUGACCAGAUUAUAUCCGCCGAAAUUCCUGAUAAAGUUAAGUAUCCAGUGCUGCACGAUUUAGUUAUUAAACACAUGAUACAUGGUCCAUGU